UAAUUUGUAGUCUUGACUUUUCAGUGGAAGUUACACGUGAGAGUAAUAUCUUGGGUUGUUUGUGUGGAGACAUUUGUUGAGUUUUAUUUCAACCUAUAAAUAAUUAUGGAAACAACCACAAGUAAGCAAAAGAAAAGAAAAUUAGAAGAAACAGCCGAAUCUCUAGAAACAUUUACACGUGAACAAUUGAUAAACAGAGUGGGGCAACUUGAGAAACAUGUCGAUCAGCUGAGAAACAUUAUCAGCAAAAAUACACAAGAAACAAAUUUAUCCAAAAAAGCCAAUAAAAAGCAGAGACCAUUUGACUUUAAGCGUUUUAACACUAGACAUGUAGCUCUUCGAAUAGCUUAUCUUGGUUGGGACUAUCAGGGUUUUGUAGUCCAGGAAGACACAGAAAAAACUGUUGAACAUUAUUUGUUUGAUGCACUUUUGAGAUCCAGAUUAAUUGAGUCCAGGGAGACUUCCAACUAUCAUAGAUGUGGACGAACUGAUAAAGGAGUCAGUGCCUUUGGACAGGUCAUUUCUAUAGAUCUUCGAAGUAAUCUAUUAACAGGAAUAGGUGUCAAAGUUCGUGAAGAUGGCACAGCUGACCUUCGCGAUGGUGAUAAAGAAACAGAGAUUAGAUAUGCCUACAUUUUAAAUAAACUUUUGCCCCCAGAAAUAAGGGUUUUAGCAUGGACCCCUGUUAUGGAAUCAUUCAGUGCACGUUUUAGUUGCAAUCAAAGAACUUAUAAAUAUUAUUUUCCAAAGGGUGAUUUAGAUACAACUCUGAUGUUAGAUGCUAGUAAAAAAUUAAUUGGAAAGCACGAUUUUCGUAAUUUCUGUAAAAUGGAUGUGAAUAACGGUGUUGUAAAAUAUGACCGCAAAAUAAUAUCCACAGAUAUUAGAAUAUUAGAUUCUAAUGAAAAUGGUUAUCAAAUGUGUGAAUUUACAGUUGUGGGCCAAGCUUUUCUAUGGCAUCAAAUUCGAUGUAUUGUGGCCAUCUUGUUUUAUAUUGGUCAAGGAAAGGAAGAUCCAAGAAUUAUAGAUGACUUGCUUGAUAUUGAUAAACAUCCCAGAAAACCUCAAUAUACAAUGGCUUCUGAUCUUCCUUUAGUUUUAUAUGAUUGUCAAUUUGACGAUCUGGAAUGGAUUUAUGAAGUCGAUGUGCACAAUUAUAACCUCUGUCACCUUCAACAACUCUGGGCACAAUAUUCAAUUAAAGCUACGACUAUCAAAAGUAUGUUAGAUUCUUUGACUAGACAAAAUACUGUGCCGUUACCCACUGUAGAACAUGAUGAUGUAAAAGCUGGAAUUAAAGAACAUGUAUUAAUGCAGUCUUCUUGGAUAACAGAAGCAAAACAGCCUAAAAUUCACCAACCAUUACUUUCUCGACAGACUUGUGAAAGUUUGGAAGAAAAAAUUGAAAGUGUUAGUAAAAGAAAAAACAGAACUCUAACCAACAGUGUUGUUAGUAUUUAAAUUGAAAUAAUCUUUUGAAUGAGUGAAAAAUAAACAUUUUUUUUCAAA
Messenger RNA from Patella vulgata (common limpet), 1509 nucleotides. RefSeq names its product tRNA pseudouridine(38/39) synthase. NCBI's taxonomy places the organism in Eukaryota, Metazoa, Mollusca, Gastropoda, Patellidae. Gene Ontology annotation, molecular function: RNA binding; pseudouridine synthase activity. Gene Ontology annotation, biological process: tRNA pseudouridine synthesis; mRNA pseudouridine synthesis. The record is from RefSeq and is a predicted model, not a curated record. Gene Ontology annotation, cellular component: cytoplasm; nucleus. The transcript has a single exon. The coding region runs from base 106 to 1461 and encodes 451 amino acids.